This is a messenger RNA of Corticium candelabrum, 2375 nucleotides long. Its product is annotated as oxysterol-binding protein-related protein 9-like. Gene Ontology annotation, molecular function: sterol binding; small GTPase binding. Bases 19 to 2304 code for a protein of 761 amino acids. Lineage: Eukaryota; Metazoa; Porifera; Homoscleromorpha; Homosclerophorida; Plakinidae. Gene Ontology annotation, cellular component: cytosol; intracellular membrane-bounded organelle; membrane. The transcript is spliced from 24 exons. Gene Ontology annotation, biological process: intracellular protein transport. The record is from RefSeq and is a predicted model, not a curated record.
UUUACUGCACUACACUGUAUGGAUGGUGCGGGUGCGAACGCUUUGAACGACGCCAGAGAUCCCAAAUGGGAGAGCCUAACUGAAGAAGAACAGGCUGCUCUUCGAACGGUGAUGGCCAGAGCGAAGGAAGUCGAGCAGCAAGAGCAACGUCGUCUAGAUUGUCUGCGGCAACCAUUAGAAGGCCAACUGUCUAAGUGGACCAACGUAGUCAAAGGAUGGCAAUCACGAUGGUUUUAUCUUGACCCAACAGCUAGUGUUUUGUAUUACUACACGUCGGAGGGUAGAAAACGUGGCUCACCAAGAGGAUCUAUUAUGUUAGACGGUGCUGUUAUCGCUCCUUCGGACGACGACUCGCAAUCCUUUGCCAUCAGUGCUACAAACGGAGAGACCUUCCGAUUAAAAGCCGUUGAUGCGAAAGAAAGGCAAAGUUGGGUUAUGAGGCUACGAAGAGUCAUCGAGCAACUCAAACCUCAAAUCAACACUCAUUCAGCAAAGGGUGUGUAUGCUUCUGGUGCAACGUCGGUUGGUGGCUUGGCCGGUUGGCAGGACGAGCCUCACAUUAGGAAGGCUCAUGUUCAAGAUAAGGUUUCGCCUGGUACUCUUUUGCGAUCGAGAUCUGGAUCGGGUUCAGGUGUAUUCACAAAGCGAGUUUCAGUGUCGACAUUUAAUACGCAGCGUAACUCGUUUACGAGAACCACUUCGUAUCAGGGUUCUUCAAUACAACGUGAUCGAAAAGUGUCAUUCACUAAUGACAUUGCUGGUGUUGGCGAAGUACUGCAUAUCGCUGAAACUCAGUAUUUGGCUUUGAAAGAAGCUUUGGAUGGUUUUGAUGGCACGAAUGAGGAUAGUAUAGAUCCUUACAGUGACAAGGACUUACUUUGUCUGAAAGCUUUAUCACAGGCCACUUUGGGUGCGUUGUCUCACUGUUAUGAUCUUAUGGCCAUGCAAAGUCAACAACAAGCUCAACAGCUGUCGACUGCUAGAGCUUUGCCACCAGGAGCGACAAUUCAGUGGCUUCAAACGGACAGUGGCCCUUCGAGUGCUCCUCCAUCACCGACAUUGUCAGGCUCAGAAACUCCUCACAGAAGUGCUGAACAUUCGCCUCAACGGUUUGUUGAUCAGUUUGGUAACGAAGCUUUGAAUGCGGAUCACAAUACAGACGACUAUUUAUAUGGAGACAAGAGAGACGAGGAUCUCGAAAUUGAGUCGGAUAAGGAGAGAAAAAGUGUCGUCCUUCAGUUGCUCUCGCAACUGAAAUUGGGCAUGGAUCUGUCAAAGGUUGUAUUACCGACAUUUAUUCUUGAGACGAGAUCUUUGUUGGAGAUGUACGGAGAUUUCUUGUCACGUCCAGAGAUGUUUGCCAGCAUUGCUGAUGGUCAAACAGCUGAAGACCGGAUGGUGCGGGUUGUGAAGUUUUUUCUAACUUCAUUUGGUGCUGGACGGAGAAGUUAUGCUGCAAGGAAACCGUACAAUCCAAUCAUAGGAGAGUUCUUCGAGUGCUCGUACAGGGCUGAUACGAGUCGACUAUCUGUCGAACAGUCGUCUGAUGUCACGUCCGCAUUAGAUUCAUCAGAUGGGUCAGCAGUUGAUGUAAAGUUUACAGCCGAGCAAGUGUCACAUCAUCCACCCGUUUCUGCACUUUACGUCGAGUGUCCUAGUAAAAAAAUUCAAAUGAAUGGCGAUGUAUGGACAAAGACUAGGUUUCUAGGAAUGGCAAUCGGUGUUCACUUAGAAGGAGAAGUUUGUAUAUCGGUGUUGAAGUAUGACGAGGAAUACAAGUUUACGCUUCCGAGUGCCUUUGCUAGGUCAAUUCUGACUGUCCCGUGGAUAGAAUUAGGAGGUCGUGUCAAUAUCAUUUGUGAAAAAACUGGAUAUCAGUCAUCAAUAACAUUUCACACUAAGCCACUCUAUGGAGGCAAACCACACAAGAUUUCUGGAGAAAUCAGUCAUAUUUCGUCUCAGACUCCUCUGUACAAGAUUACUGGAGAAUGGAAUGACAAAAUUACAAUGGCGUUUGACGGAAAGGAUCCAAUUCUACUAAAUGCUGCAGCACCUACUGUUAGACCAUCCGUUCGACCGGUGCAUGAGCAAGGAGAACUAGAAUCACGACGGCUGUGGAGACAUGUCACUGUAGCUCUGAAGAUGGGAGACAUCCAGAAAGCGACUGACGAGAAGAAAGCUCUUGAAGAUGGCCAGAGGUUUGAAGCAAAGGAAAGACAGUCUAAAGGAAUAGAUUACCGACCUAAGCUAUUUCAUCAAAGUAACCAGAGAUGGCUGUAUAACAAUCCUCUCAGUGGACGUUGAUUAAGGAUGAGACUUAUAAUUUUUGUAAAUUUCAUGUUGCCCUGUUUUAAUAAUAUUUGGUGACACUUGCA